Molecule: messenger RNA, 1512 nt
Organism: Talpa occidentalis (Iberian mole)
Lineage: Eukaryota; Metazoa; Chordata; Mammalia; Eulipotyphla; Talpidae
Product: cytochrome P450 2B4-like
Exons: 9
Coding region: 1-1512 (503 amino acids)
Biological process (GO): xenobiotic metabolic process
Cellular component (GO): cytoplasm; intracellular membrane-bounded organelle
Molecular function (GO): iron ion binding; heme binding; oxidoreductase activity, acting on paired donors, with incorporation or reduction of molecular oxygen, reduced flavin or flavoprotein as one donor, and incorporation of one atom of oxygen
Source: RefSeq, a predicted model, not a curated record
AUGUUCUCGGCCAUCCUGCUCCUCAUCGUCCUCCUUGGUCUCUUGCUACUCUGGGGCCAACCUAAACCCAGGGGCCGCCUUCCACCUGGGCCCUGGCCUCUGCCCUUCCUGGGAAAUGUUUUGCAUGUGGACCCCAAGGGGUUUCUCAAGUCGUUCCAGGCGCUUCGCGAGAAACAUGGGGAUGUCUUCACAUUCUACCUGGGAUGCCAACCUAACGUCAUCCUGUGGGGGUACAAGGCAGUGCGGGAGGCCCUGGUGGAUCAGGCUGAGGCUGUCUCUGGCCGAGGAUCUAUAGACAUCAUUGACCCAAUCUUUGAGGGAACUGGUUUGAUCUUUGCCAAUGGAAAGUCCUGGAAGACACAUCGACGAUUCACUGUGGCAACCAUGAGAGACUUUGGCAUGGGGAGGAGGACCAUUGAGGAGCGAAUCAAGGAGGAAGCUAAGUGUGUGGUGAAGGAACUGCGGAAAUACAAGGGGGCCUAUCUGGAUCCCACUUUUCUCUUUCACUCCAUCAUGGCCAACAUCAUCUGCUCCAUUGUCUUUGGUGAGCGUUUCAGUUACCAGGACCCCAGAUUCUUAAAUCUGCUAAAUUUACUGAAUGACAUCUUCACCAUCGUUAGCUCUUUCUACAGUCAGGUGUAUGAACUCCUCUCUGACAUCUUGAAACACUUUCCGGGGCCCCACAAGCAUCUGUACAGUAAAAUUCAAGAAGUGAAAGAUUUCAUCACUGAGAAUAUCGAGCUGCACAGGAGAACCCUGGACCCCAGCAACCCCAAGGACUUCAUUGAUUGCUACCUGCUCCGCAUGGAAAAGGAGCGCUCAAACCCUGACACUGAGUUCCAUGAAAAAAAUCUCGUGCACACUGUGCUCUCCCUGUUCGUCGCCGGCACGGAGACUUCCAGUACCACUCUCCGCUAUGGGCUGCUCAUCCUUGUGAAGCACCCGGAUGUCACAGAAAAGGUCCAGAUGGAGAUUGACAGAGUGAUCGGAUCCCACCGGCCCCCAGCCCUUGAAGAUCGGGCCAAAAUGCCUUACACAGAUGCUGUCAUCCAUGAGAUUCAGAGGUUCAGUGACAUCACGCCUUUGGGCGUCCCCCACUGUGUCACAAAGGACACUGACUUCCGGGGAUAUCAUCUCCCUAAGGACACUCGUGUUUGUCCCAUUAUGAGCUCCGUCCUCCGUGACCCACACUACUUUGAGAAGCCAGAUACCUUCUACCCUGGUCACUUCCUUGAUGCCGAGGGCAACUUCCGGAAGCAGAAAGCCUUCAUUCCAUUCUCCAUGGGAAAACGCCUCUGUCUGGGAGAGAGCUUGGCCUGCUCAGAGCUCUUCCUCUUCUUGACCAUGAUUCUACAGAACUUCUCCUUGGGAUGUUCCAAGGCCCCAGAAGAUAUUGAACUCAUACGGGGGGUUAAUGGGAUGUGGAAAGUGCCCCCUGACUUCCAGCUCUGCUUCCUGCCCCGGGGAGGGGGCGAAACAAGGCAGAUGCCCUCAGGAGUGAUUGCAGAGUGA